Ixodes scapularis (black-legged tick) is the source of this 1405-nucleotide messenger RNA. It is a transcript of the gene RpL4, whose product is annotated as 60S ribosomal protein L4. Gene Ontology annotation, biological process: translation. Gene Ontology annotation, molecular function: RNA binding; structural constituent of ribosome. Lineage: Eukaryota; Metazoa; Arthropoda; Arachnida; Ixodida; Ixodidae. Bases 105 to 1358 code for a protein of 417 amino acids. Gene Ontology annotation, cellular component: ribosome; cytosolic large ribosomal subunit. The transcript has 9 exons. The record is from RefSeq and is a predicted model, not a curated record.
UGUAGUUCGUGUCUAUGCGCACCAUGUAUUCCUCCGACCUUUUUCAUCUCCGACGUCGCCAUAUGCAAAGGCGAUCGGUGACAACUGUAACAUAAAGCGUUAAAAUGGCGUAUACCAUAGCGAGGCCCCUCGUGAACGUGUACAAUGACAAGAACGAGCUGUCCGGGACCCACGUGGCCCUGCCGGCCGUCUUCAAGGCGCCCAUCAGGCCGGACAUCGUGAACUUCGUUCACGUGAACAUGUCCAAGAACAACCGACAGCCAUACGCCGUCUCGAAGGAAGCCGGGCACCAGACCUCUGCCGAGUCCUGGGGCACUGGUCGUGCGGUGGCACGUAUCCCACGUGUGCGUGGUGGAGGCACCCACCGUUCCGGCCAGGGUGCCUUUGGCAACAUGUGCCGAGGUGGCCGCAUGUUUGCCCCGACCAAGACCUACCGCCGCUGGCACCGCCGCAUCAACGUGGCUCAGAAGCGCUAUGCCAUCUGCUCUGCCGUGGCUGCCACCGGAGUUCCCGGUCUGGUUCUCUCCAAGGGCCACAAGAUUGAGGAGAUUCCUGAGGUUCCUCUGGUGGUGAGUGACAAAAUCCAGGACCUGAAAAAGACCAAGGAGGCUGUGCUUUUCCUCAAGAAGGUGAAGGCAUGGACAGAUGUUGAGAAGGUGUACAAGUCCCGUCGGCUGCGUGCUGGCAAGGGUAAAAUGAGGAACCGCAGGCGCAUCCAAAGGCUGGGUCCCCUGGUGGUGUUUGAAGCCGACAACGGAAUUACUCGUGCAUUCAGGAACAUCCCAGGCGUGGACACGCUACGUGUGGACAAGCUGAACCUGCUGAAGAUGGCUCCUGGUGGCCACGUCGGACGCUUCGUCAUCUGGACGGAGAGUGCCUUCCGCCGUCUUGACAAGCUGUACGGCACCUACAGGAAGCCCUCAUCCGAGAAAAAGAACUUUAGCCUUCCGAAGCCCCAGAUGACAAACUCUGACAUCAGUCGUAUCCUGAAGAGCGACGAGAUCCGACAGGUCAUCAGGGCUCCUUGCAAGAAGGUUGUGCGCCGUACUCAAAAGAAGAACCCGCUGAAGAACAUCAAUGCCAUGCUGAGGCUGAACCCAUAUGCAGCCGUGACCCGCAGAGCAUCUGUGCUGCUCAACCAGAAGCAAAAGCUCAAGAAGCGUCUCCUCCUGGCUGAGAAGCGAGGCGUCAAGCUGCCAGAGGAGAAGCUGCAGCCAUGGCAACUGGCACUCAAGAGGUCCUUCGAGGCACGCAGGGCUGCCGCUAUCAAGAAGAAGGGCGGCUCCACUGCCGCUGCCCCCAAGAAGGCAGCUGCCGCCAAGUCCAAGGGUGGCAAGAAGGCCCCGGCAAAGAAGUGACCGGUGGAGCAGGACAUACUGCGGAAAUAAAAUGCUUCGCAUCCGUA